Molecule: messenger RNA, 774 nt
Organism: Nematocida minor
Lineage: Eukaryota; Fungi; Microsporidia
Exons: 1
Coding region: 1-774 (257 amino acids)
Source: RefSeq, a predicted model, not a curated record
AUGCCAAUACAAGGAGGAGAAUUAAACUACAACAAAAACGAAAACAAAAAAGCCGCAGAUGAUAAAUCAAAGGAUGAGACCAACAAGGCAGCGGAGGCAAACAAAGCAGCCGACAGCAAGAAGCCAUCCGACGAUAAGCCAAAGACCGAGGGCAACAAGCCAGCAGAAGCCAGCAAGCCAUCUGAUGAUAAAUCAAAAGCUGCAGACAGCAAGCCAAUGGAUGGAAAAAAGCCAGCAAGAGAAGAUACACCAAAACCCAGCAUAUCAUCAAGCACUGAGAAAAAAGCUGAUUCGCUCCCACCAAAAACAGAGCCCACAAAGCCUGCAGCAGAGAAGCUGGAGUCCAGCAAGCUCUCAGAUGCAUCCAAAAGCAUGGACAAGACUUCUUCCGCACCAAAGCCAGGGGCUGCAGGAGUCUCCGAUGCAUCCAAGGCCGAUGCGCCAAGCGUGCCCCCUAAGCCCAUGACGAUGGGUCCAGCCCCCAUGGGAAACGGUCGCCCAGCAGAUGCCAAGAACCCAGCACCUGCAGUCAACAAGUCCUCCAUGCAGCCAAGCAAUCCUGGCGCUGGCUCAAAAGAAACUGGUGCUGCUGCAUUAUCAUCAUCUGGUAAGCCCGCAGAAAGCAGCCAAAACAGCAAUCUCAACAAAAACAACACCCAACUUCCACAGGAGGACGACGAACCAAACGCAAUCGUAAAGUUCUUCAGAAAAAUCAAAAACGCAAUCACGGGAUUCUGCUGUCAGACAGAGGACUCUCUAAGACACGUUGCUUAA